GGCUGGCAGCGCGCUGUUGGAAUCUACGAGUUUUAAGAUUUCGCUACGCCCAGAGUACGGGAGCUUUACGGACAAUAGGUGUCAAGAUCCUCACUUUCUCUGAGCGGUUUAUUACCUAGUGUGAAGGUUUCGACUUAAAUUUGAAGUGAGAACUGGUAAUUGAUCACACAUCGAGGCGAGAUUUCUUCUACCCAAACGAGAAUCACACAAAGCCCCGUGCGUAAAGGCCCCCGCGCUGAACAUCUACGAGACCGCUUUGGUUUGGCUCAAGCUAAAGCAGAAGACCGGUGUCCAGUGUACCGAGCCCUCGCUUCGCCUGACGGACGUCCCAGCUCCUUGUUACGGCGUUACAACUGCAUACAGCCCAGGGAGGACCUUGAUUUCCCCGCUUUGCGAUGCAGUCUGCUCGGAUCUUUGCACAACAAUGUAUCGGCGUCUUGUCCCGGCGUUAGCUCAGCCGCUGCUUCAUGGCCAGCAGUAGCAGCAUGCUCAUGGGCUCCGCGGUGGUGGUGUGGGAAUGGCUGAACGAGCACGGACGUUGGCGGCCCUACAGCCCCGCAGUGUCCCACCAAAUCGAGGCGGCCAUAAGGAGCAGCGACCCCCGCGGAGGAAGCGUGGUCCUGGGCCAAGUGGACAGUCGCCUGGCGCCCUACAUCAUAGAUCUCCAGUCCAUGCACCAGUUCAGGCAGGACACAGGCACCAUUCGUCCAGUGAGGAGGAGCUUUUAUGACCCUUCCUCGGCCCCAGGGCAGGGCUGGCAGUGGGAGUGGGAGAAUGACGCAGGAUCGUGGACGCCGUACGACAUGGAGGUGGCUAUUGCCAUAGAGACUGCCCACAGCCGCCAGCAGCCCUGCCUUGACCUCACGCCCCUCGGCUUCUGCUACCUCAUUGACUACCAGAACAUGACACAGGUCAACAGACAGAGUCAAAGGUGCCGGAGGAUCCAGAGAAGAGCCGACUUGGCCUACCCUCUGGUGUCAGGGCCCCUGCCCAAAAGCGGGGGAGGAGCUGGAGGAGGCCUGACAGGAGCCCUGCUGGGCGUGGGGGUCUCUGGGGCAAGUAUGGGGGGCGGAAGCUCGGUCUACCCCAAUGGGGGAGGGCCACCCUCGGGCCUGGGGCAGCCCUGCUCCUGUCAGCAGUGCAUGCUGGUGCUGAGUGUGAAGACCAACACAGGGGGCAUGGGGGUACAGACUCUGGGCCGCCGCUCGCUCACCAUGCAACGCCCCAAAAACACAGUGCCCCCUACAGGCCGCUCCUUGAGCCCGUCUAAAUCUGCCACUUUGGGCCGAGGGCAGAUGCAGACACAGGGGUACUACCAGACCCUCCCACAUGGUUUAGCUAUCUCUCGAAAUACAGCGUCCCCCAGGACCAAUGCCCAGCUGUUUGCCCAGUCUCUGGCUGUGCUCACCGCAGGCACGUCCUCUCUGGGCAUCUCGUCUUCCAAUAGGCCACCUCCGCCAUCGCUCCCGCCCCCUCAGCCCCCGAUCGCCCAUCAGAACCCUCCAUCUCUUCCGGCCAAACUCUCCUCAUCUUCAGCCAAUGACGUUGUGCCAACCGCCACAUUGAUCACUCCCGCCAGCAGCGUGACCACGCCCCCCUCGCCUGUGCCAUCGCCGUCCCCCGUUGUCAUGAAGCCACAGCGAACGCCAUCGUCUGCGACAACAGCCUGCCACGCCCCUUUGCCACAAAGGUCCAGCUUAGCUGGACUCAGCCGCCCGGCGCUGCAGAGGAUCGCCAUGGCCCAGUCCAGAGCACUCAUCGCCUCAGGUGUGCCAACUGUCCCAGUGAAAAACCUUAAUGGAUCUAGCCCUGUUCACCCUGCACUUGCUGGGAUCACUGGUAUCCUGAUGAGCGCAGCUGCCUUGCCCGUGUGUCUGACCCGCCCCCCCAAACUGGUGCUGCACCCCCCACCCGUCUCCAAGAGCGACAUCAAACCGGUGCCCGGCUUUGGGCACUGCUGCCGCAAGACCACCAAGAAGCAAACGCGCAAAGGUAAAACUCCAGAAGAGGUAGUGAAGAAAUACCUACAGAAAGUAAAGAGCCCCCCUGAAGAGGACUGUACGAUCUGUAUGGAGCCUCUGGGGGGGCCAUCAGGAUACAAAGGCCCAGGUGUGGGGCCUGCAUCUAGGGCAGAAUCUGUGGGUCGCCUGGCUCAGUGCGGACACCAGUAUCACUUUCAGUGUUUGGUGGCAAUGUAUAACAACGGCAACAAGGAUGGCAGCCUGCAGUGUCCCACAUGUAAAACCAUCUAUGGAGUGAAGACAGGGAACCAGCCUGCGGGGAAGAUGGAGUACCAUGUGAUCCCCCACUCUCUGCCCGGACACCCCGACUGCAAAACCAUACGCAUCAUCUACAACAUACCACCAGGCAUUCAGGGACCAGAGCAUCCGAACCCAGGGAAGCCUUACACUGCCAGAGGCUUCCCUAGACACUGCUACCUCCCAGACAGCGAGAAAGGACGCAAGGUGCUGAGACUGCUGUUGGUGGCGUGGGACCGGAGGCUGAUCUUCUCCGUUGGAACUUCAAGCACCACAGGAGAGUCAGACACAGUCAUCUGGAACGAGGUCCACCAUAAGACAGAAUUUGGCUCCAAUUUGACGGGCCAUGGUUUCCCUGACGCUGGACAUUUGGACAACGUUUUGGAGGAGCUCAGAGCGCAGGGCAUCACAGAAGACGAUGGACUGACAGAAAAAUGAUCAAACCAGCAACAAAAUCAAGACAUCUCAAAGACAAAGGAAUGGGACUCUGUGCCAGCACUUAAAUGUACUACAGUAUGGGAUAUAGAAGACAUUGGAUUUUGUUUUGCAGGGUUUUUAACCACUUAAAAUCACACAGGGCAAUGGUUCUCUAAUGUUCUACAAGUAUCUCCUCAGAAAUAUUCAACUUUCAAAAUUAGGGAUAGAUAUUUGUUAGUCAAAAUGGAGACUGGAUUGUGGUUUGAAUCACUCCUCAGUAAGGAUUAAAACCAAGACUAGACUUUGAAUGUGAGCAACAGGCUGCACUGCAAUUUCUCUUGGGAUAUCUCUGUAUUUAUCCAUCUAUAACAUGGUAAAACCAGAUCUGAAACCAAGUUUUAAACCAGAUUAAAACUGGACCAAACCAAGACUCAGAUCUGAAACAGGAUAAAACAAUGGUGCGUUCACAGUUGAGUAAACUAGAACUAAACAAACAAAACUUUUAGACCAGGACUAAACCAGGUUUAUAACCAGACUAAACCAGGUCUGAAACACAGACUAAACUACAGAAUGCAUAACUAAAUUAGGAUUUGGGUGCCUUAAUCUGUCAUCUCAACUACUACUUGAGUCUGAGCCUGUUCCAAACCAGGACUGAAGCAGUUCUAAACCAGAUCUAAACCUGGACUAAAACAUGUCUACUUAACCUUACUAGCUAAAGAUAGACUAAACUUGGACUUCACUGCAUCUAAUACAGAAUUAAACCUGGAUCAAACCCAUUUUAAACCAAGACUAGGCUUUUAUUAAUUUAUUUAUGUUACCUGUACCUCAGUUUGAGAACCAUUGCCCUAAAAUCCUAUUAAAUACAUUACAUUUUAUCAGCUAAUACAAGAGAUUGAGGUAGCAUUAUGGUAAGCAAGCAAAACACUCUUUAGCCUAUUUAAAUACAGGUACUAAAUGUCCAUAGAAGAGAAUGAGUUGUACUAAUACUACUUAGAUUUGCUUUGCUGCGAGAUAGUGACAUGACAAGGAUGGUUUUAAGGUUUAGGAUGGUACAUAUAUACAGAAAAGUCUAAGAAAUUGAUGAUUUGAAGGCUUAAGAUUGUUUUUGGAGAUGGUUUACAGGGAGAAAGUAGCAGUACGAAAGAAAGAUGGCAUCUGAAUGUAGUGUAGAAUAGGCGUAGAGUGAACUAACUUGUUUGGUACAUUGUAGGCCGGAGAGUGUCGUUUGUUUACCUUCUGUUUGGACGUUCCUGCUGCGUCAUCUGGUGGUGGUUUACGGAACUACACCUCAUCUCGCUGAUCGUGUACUAUAAUAUUUUUCUCUUAUUUUUGUCCAGAACUUGACAAUAAUACAAACCAAUUGGCAAAAUGCUUUAUGUAGUAAUAUUUUUAUUGCAAUAUAUGAAAUUAAAAUAAAAAUUUAAUCUAAAUAAUAAAAAAUGUUAAAAUUGUAUCUGGAAUUGUAAUUGCAAUUUGUUUUUGCCCUAGUUGCAAGAAAGUUAUUGUCAAUCUCUGGUCAUAUCACAUGCAGUUAUCAUUGCGCAAUGUCAUUCCGUACCUCUUACUGUUUUUGAGUUUAUUCAGAUUUAUUUAGGUCUAUUUAUGAGUUCAAAUUAUCAUAAAUUUACUAUUUUUAUUGACAAAAGACCAAACAGAAAGUCUUACAUUUGAGCCACUGUGGUAAAGGUUACAUAUAAAGGUACCAGUAUUUACUUUUGAUGUAUUUUAAGUUUUAUUUUACCUUAUUUUAGAAUUUAUAAUAACAUUUGUUGGAAAUUUUGUAAAUGUUUAGACAGCCACAUGUGACAUUAAGGUUUGCUUUACAUGGUAGAAGCAAUGGAUCAUUCUGUUUUUACAAAUAGUAUGUCCACUACAACUUUCAUUUUAAAACUAAAAAGUGGCACUAAAAAUAUUUACAGUUUGACUAAAACAGCCACAUGAAUACCAGUAUUCACCAUUUCUAAUAGGUAAUUUCAGAUGGAGGGCAAGGGUCUAUAUAACUGUGGAAGGUUCACUGUUUUUGACAGAAAUAGAAAUAUCCAUCUAUUAUCUUUUGCUUGAGAUUGGUUCCACAAACUUUUCUUAAAGGCUUUUCAGUUGACAACAUUCACAUCUUUGGGGUUGAAUAACAGCACCACUUUGUGGAAACAUUUCACAUUUGUUUACUGAAACUGAACACAACCUUUUACGUACAGUUUUAUGUUUUAAAAUGAGAAAAUGUGUGGACAUACCCUACAACUCAAGUUUUUCUGUCACAUUUCAGAUUAGUGAAUGGGUUACUAGUAACUGAAUAAAUAGUAAUGAGAAAAUGUGUGCUUUGCAUACAUAGUCUUGAUAACUUGGCACUGCCCAGGCCAUGAGUUAAGCUAUAUUUGACUCACAAUGGUACAAAUCUUAUGGUAAAGAAAGAAAUGUGUACUGUGUAUACAAGCAAAAGUUCAGAGUAUGGUACUCCAAUACGAUGGUACUGCCCCUAUGGUAACUACUUGGAUUAUUUUAACAUGAAUUAGAAUUACACAUUUCUUUUAAUAGUAUUUUCUUGACACUAUAGAUUUAAUGGACUUUUUACAAAAUGUGUACAUGUCUUUUUUUAUCAUUAUUAUUAUUAUGCUGUUUUAUUUGUUGUUAAUGGUUUACAGCCAAUAUUGUUAAUGCAUUGUUACUUGUAUACAGUCCUUUAAGCUGAUUUGUCCCCUUUUUUUCUUCUUCUUCUUCUUCUUCUUCUUUGGAAAAGGAUUAUGCUGGUAGAUUAUCUCUUUUUCACUUUAUAUUUUGGACAGACAUUUUGAGAAUUUGUUCAAUAAAGUCACUGCUUUUCUGACUUUUGCAAAAAAAAAAAAAGAAAAAGGUAAAUGCAAAUUGCAAAAUUAAACUGUGCUAAAUUUGAAUUCUUAAUUUGAGUAUGCUACUGCAAUUAUUCACAUUUGCUUUAUCAAUUUAGGAAAAAAAAAAAAAAUCUUGCUUUUCUUUUUUGCUGUGUUGUUUUUGUGUCCGCCAGUAGCCUACUACCAUUUUCACAUUGAGUAAUUAGCCUAUAAUUUUUCUGGUGCCAUUGUCUUUUUAUGUCUGAGAGAGAAGGCUGGACAAGAGAGCUCCAAAACAUGCAAAAAAAUAAUAAACAAAAGUGUAAAUAUUGCUACAUGUGCUGGAGUAUGAAUGAUUAAUACGGAAAAAUAAAGAAUGAAUGAAA
This is a messenger RNA of Boleophthalmus pectinirostris (great blue-spotted mudskipper), 5865 nucleotides long. Its product is annotated as E3 ubiquitin-protein ligase DTX1-like. Bases 468 to 2696 code for a protein of 742 amino acids. Gene Ontology annotation, biological process: Notch signaling pathway; protein ubiquitination. Lineage: Eukaryota; Metazoa; Chordata; Actinopteri; Gobiiformes; Gobiidae. Gene Ontology annotation, cellular component: nucleoplasm. Gene Ontology annotation, molecular function: ubiquitin protein ligase activity; zinc ion binding. The transcript is spliced from 12 exons. The record is from RefSeq and is a predicted model, not a curated record.